Molecule: messenger RNA, 7887 nt
Organism: Erinaceus europaeus (western European hedgehog)
Lineage: Eukaryota; Metazoa; Chordata; Mammalia; Eulipotyphla; Erinaceidae
Gene: ANKHD1
Product: ankyrin repeat and KH domain containing 1
Exons: 34
Coding region: 295-7458 (2387 amino acids)
Biological process (GO): innate immune response
Cellular component (GO): cytoplasm
Molecular function (GO): RNA binding; protein binding
Source: RefSeq, a predicted model, not a curated record
UUUUAUUAUCUUUAAUUUAUACAGGUUGAGUCAUUUAUUUUGGACCAAGAAGAUCUGGAUAACCCAGUGCUUAAGACAACAUCAGAGAUAUUUUUAUCAAGUUCUGCAGAAGGAGCAGACUUGCGCACUGUGGACCCAGAGACACAGGCACGACUAGAAGCAUUGCUGGAAGCAGCAGGAAUUGGCAAACUGUCAACUGCUGAUGGUAAAGCUUUUGCAGAUCCUGAGGUACUCCGGAGACUGACAUCUUCAGUGAGUUGUGCGCUAGAUGAAGCUGCUGCUGCACUGACAAGAAUGAGGGCAGAAAACAGCCACAAUGCAGGCCAAGUGGACACUCGUAGUCUGGCAGAAGCAUGUUCAGAUGGGGAUGUGAAUGCUGUUCGUAAAUUGCUUGAUGAAGGCAGAAGUGUAAAUGAACAUACAGAAGAAGGAGAAAGCCUUUUGUGUUUGGCUUGUUCAGCAGGGUAUUAUGAAUUAGCACAAGUUUUACUUGCUAUGCAUGCUAAUGUUGAAGAUCGAGGAAAUAAAGGAGACAUAACACCCCUAAUGGCAGCAUCCAGUGGAGGUUAUUUAGAUAUUGUAAAAUUACUACUACUUCAUGAUGCAGAUGUCAAUUCCCAGUCUGCAACAGGAAACACUGCUUUGACUUAUGCCUGUGCUGGAGGAUUUGUUGAUAUUGUGAAAGUGUUACUUAAUGAAGGUGCAAAUAUAGAAGAUCAUAAUGAAAAUGGACAUACCCCUUUAAUGGAAGCAGCCAGUGCAGGUCAUGUGGAAGUUGCAAGAGUUCUUCUAGAUCAUGGGGCAGGCAUCAAUACUCAUUCUAACGAAUUCAAAGAAAGUGCUCUUACACUUGCAUGCUACAAAGGCCAUUUGGAUAUGGUUCGUUUUCUGCUUGAUGCUGGUGCAGAUCAAGAGCACAAGACAGAUGAGAUGCACACUGCCUUAAUGGAGGCUUGCAUGGAUGGACAUGUAGAGGUAGCACGUUUGCUUUUGGAUAGCGGUGCUCAAGUGAACAUGCCGGCAGAUUCAUUUGAGUCUCCAUUAACACUCGCUGCCUGUGGAGGACACGUAGAAUUGGCAGCUCUACUUAUUGAAAGGGGAGCAAAUCUUGAAGAAGUGAAUGAUGAAGGAUAUACUCCCUUGAUGGAAGCUGCUAGAGAAGGACAUGAAGAGAUGGUGGCACUGCUCUUAGCACAAGGAGCAAAUAUAAAUGCUCAGACAGAAGAAACCCAAGAAACAGCUCUUACAUUGGCUUGCUGUGGAGGAUUUUCUGAAGUUGCUGACUUCUUGAUUAAAGCAGGAGCUGAUAUAGAGCUUGGCUGCUCUACACCUCUGAUGGAGGCUUCUCAGGAGGGACACCUAGAGUUGGUUAAAUAUUUGCUGACUGCUGGUGCUAAUGUUCAUGCUACAACAGCAACUGGAGACACAGCCUUAACAUAUGCUUGUGAAAAUGGACAUACAGAUGUUGCAGAUGUUUUACUUCAAGCUGGGGCUGAUUUAGACAAGCAGGAGGACAUGAAGACUAUAUUGGAGGGCAUAGAUCCGGCCAAGCAUCAGGAACAUGAAUCUGAAGGUGGAAGAACACCAUUGAUGAAAGCUGCAAGAGCUGGUCAUUUAUGCACUGUGCAGUUUCUUAUUAGCAAAGGGGCCAAUGUGAACAGAGCUACAGCUAAUAAUGAUCAUACAGUUGUGUCACUGGCAUGUGCAGGAGGUCACCUGGCAGUUGUUGAGCUACUCUUGGCUCAUGGGGCUGACCCUACUCAUCGACUCAAGGAUGGCUCAACAAUGCUCAUUGAAGCUGCAAAAGGUGGACAUACUAAUGUUGUUUCUUACCUGUUGGAUUACCCAAACAAUGUUAUGUCCGUUCCUACCACAGAUGUGUCUCAGCUAACCCCACCUUCUCAAGAUCAAUCUCAGGUUCCACGUGUACCAAUGCAUACACUCGCCAUGGUUGUACCUCCACAGGAGCCUGACAGAAGUUCACAAGAGAACUCUCCUGCCUUUUCAGGAGUACAGAAAGGUACAUCCAAGCAGAAGUCCAGUUCCCUGCAGGUAGCAGAUCAGGACGUACUGCCACCUUUUCACCCAUACCAGCCUUUGGAGUGCAUAGUAGAGGAGACUGAAGGCAAGCUGAAUGAACUGGGACAAAGAAUUAGUGCUAUUGAAAAAGCACAGCUUAAGUCACUGGAGUUAAUUCAAGGUGAACCUCUGAACAAAGAUAAGAUAGAAGAACUUAAAAAGAACAGAGAAGAACAAGUCCAGAAGAAGAAGAAAAUACUGAAAGAACUGCAGAAAGUGGAAAGGCAGUUGCAGAUGAAAACACAGCAGCAAUUUACCAAAGAAUACUUGGAAACCAAAGGUCAGAAAGACACAGUGUCUCUACACCAGCAGUGCUCUCAUAGAGGAGUCUUCCCAGAAGGGGGAGGAGAUGGUAGUCUCUCAGAGGAUCACUUUUCAGAGUUACCCCAGGUUGACAGAAUCUUAUUUAAAGAUAAUGAUGUUCUUGAGGAACAACAAUCUCCACCAUCGGCAGAACAAAUUGAUUUUGUCCCAGUCCAGCCUUUAUCUUCACAGUGUAACUUUUCCAGUGACUUAGGUUCUAAUGGGACAAAUUCUCUCGAACUUCAGAAAGUAUCAGGUAAUCAUCAGCUUAUAGGACAGUCUCAAAUUGCUAUUUCUGGACAUGAUCAGGGCCUGUUAGUUCAAGAACCAGAUGGACUAAUGGUUGCAACUCCAGCUCAGACGCUUACCGACACUCUUGAUGACCUGAUAGCAGCUGUGAGUAGCAGAGUACCCACCGGUUCAAACAGUUCUUCCCAGUCCACAGAAUGUCUUACACCUGAACCUUGUUCACAGUCUCCAAGCAAUAUGACUGUCCAGUCUAUGCCCCCUUUAUAUCCUUCAGUUGACAUUGAUGCACAUACUGAAAGCAAUCAUGACACAGCAUUAACACUAGCUUGUGCAGGUGGUCAUGAAGAACUUGUUUCUGUACUCAUUGCAAGAGAUGCUAAAAUUGAACACAGAGACAAAAAAGGUUUCACACCGCUGAUCCUAGCAGCAACAGCAGGCCAUGUUGGGGUUGUUGAAAUCCUUUUGGAUAAAGGUGGAGAUAUAGAAGCACAAUCAGAAAGAACUAAGGAUACUCCACUUUCAUUGGCAUGUUCUGGUGGACGUCAAGAGGUAGUAGACUUACUGCUGGCACGAGGUGCAAAUAAGGAACACCGGAAUGUGUCUGAUUAUACACCACUGAGUCUAGCUGCAUCUGGAGGAUAUGUAAAUAUCAUUAAGAUUCUGCUUAAUGCAGGGGCAGAAAUUAAUUCAAGGACUGGAAGUAAACUAGGUAUUUCUCCCCUGAUGUUGGCUGCAAUGAAUGGACAUGUUCCUGCAGUGAAACUGCUGCUUGAUAUGGGUUCAGACAUAAACGCCCAAAUAGAGACCAAUCGGAACACAGCUCUCACCUUGGCCUGUUUUCAAGGUCGAGCAGAAGUAGUCAGUUUGCUUCUGGACCGAAAAGCCAAUGUUGAACAUAGAGCAAAGACUGGUCUUACUCCAUUGAUGGAAGCUGCAUCUGGAGGUUAUGCAGAAGUUGGAAGAGUUCUUCUUGAUAAAGGGGCAGAUGUCAAUGCACCUCCUGUGCCUUCCUCAAGAGAUACUGCUUUAACAAUUGCAGCAGACAAAGGCCAUUACAAAUUUUGUGAGCUCCUGAUUAGUAGGGGAGCCCAUAUUGAUGUUCGUAACAAAAAGGGAAACACACCACUUUGGUUAGCAUCCAAUGGUGGUCAUUUUGAUGUGGUGCAAUUGCUGGUGCAAGCGGGUGCUGAUGUGGAUGCAGCAGAUAAUCGGAAAAUCACACCUCUUAUGUCAGCAUUUCGAAAGGGACAUGUGAAAGUUGUUCAAUAUUUGGUGAAAGAAGUCAAUCAAUUCCCUUCGGAUAUAGAAUGUAUGAGAUACAUCGCAACAAUUACAGAUAAGGAACUUUUAAAAAAAUGUCAUCAAUGUGUUGAGACAAUUGUGAAGGCUAAAGACCAACAGGCUGCAGAAGCAAAUAAGAAUGCAAGUAUUCUUUUAAAGGAACUUGAUCUGGAAAAGUCAAGAGAAGAGAGCAGAAAGCAAGCUCUUGCAGCUAAAAGAGAGAAGAGAAAAGAAAAGAGAAAAAAGAAAAAAGAGGAGCAGAAAAGGAAGCAGGAAGAAGAUGAAGAAAACAAACCUAAGGAUAAUUCAGAACUACCAGAGGAUGAAGAUGAAGAAGAAAAUGAUGAAGAUGUGGAGCAAGAAGUUCCCAUCGAACCUCCUAGUGCAACUACCACCACAACAAUAGGAAUCUCUGCAACAUCUACAACAUUCACAAAUGUAUUUGGGAAAAAAAGAGCUAAUGUGGUGACAACCCCCAGCACUAAUCGGAAAAAUAAGAAGAACAAAACAAAAGAGACCCUUCCCACUGCACAUUUAAUAUUACCUGAACAACAUCUAUCUUUAGCACAGCAAAAAGCAGAUAAAAACAAAAUAAAUGGAGAAUCCAGAGGUGGCGGUACAGGUGGAAAUAGUGAUUCAGAUAAUUUAGACAGCACAGAUUGCAACAGUGAAAGUAGUAGUGGUGGGAAAAGCCAAGAAUUAAAUUUUACAAUGGAUGUGAAUUCCUCUAACGACAAGAAAUUACCCUCACUACUUCAUUCCCAAGAAGAAAAGACAAGUACUGCCACUUCAAAAACUCAGACACGACUUGAAGGUGAAAUGAACCCUAAUUCCUUAUCAACUACCUACAAGCCAGUUUCAUUGCCAUUAAGCUCUCCAAAUAUAAAAUUGAAUCUGACUAGCCCUAAAAGAGGACAAAAAAGAGAAGAAGGAUGGAAAGAAGUUGUGCGAAGGUCAAAAAAAUUGUCUGUUCCAGCCUCAGUAGUUUCCAGAAUAAUGGGAAGAGGAGGAUGCAAUAUCACUGCAAUACAAGAUGUUACUGGUGCCCAUAUUGAUGUGGAUAAACAAAAAGAUAAGAAUGGAGAGAGAAUGAUCACAAUAAGAGGUGGUACAGAAUCAACAAGAUAUGCAGUUCAGCUUAUCAAUGCACUUAUUCAAGAUCCUGCUAAAGAACUGGAAGACUUGAUUCCUAAAAAUCACAUCAGAACACCUGCCAGCACCAAAUCCAUCCAUUCAAACUUCUCAUCUGGAGUAGGCACCACAACAGCUUCCAGUAAAAAUGCUUUUCCCUUGGGUGCUCCAACUCUUGUAACUUCACAGGCAACAACAUUAUCUACGUUCCAGCCUGCUAAUAAACUUAAUAAGAAUGUACCUACAAAUGUACGUUCAUCUUUCCCAGUUUCUCUGCCGUUAGGUUAUCCCCAUCCCCACUUUGCCUUGCUGGCUGCACAAACUAUGCAACAGAUUCGACAUCCUCGCUUACCCAUGGCCCAGUUUGGAGGAACCUUUUCACCCUCUCCUAACACUUGGGGACCAUUCCCAGUAAGACCUGUGAAUCCUGGAAACACGAAUAGUUCUCCGAAGCAUAGUAAUGCAGGUCGUCUACCUAACCAGAACGGGACUGUUCUACCCUCAGAGUCUCCUGGACUUGCUACAGCCAGUUGUCCUAUCACUGUCUCUUCUGUAGUUGCUGCCAGUCAGCAACUAUGUGUGACUAAUACCCGGACUCCUUCAUCAGUCAGAAAACAAUUGUUUGCCUGUGUGCCUAAGACGAGUCCUCCAACAACAGUGAUCUCUUCUGUGACAAGCACUUCUAGUUCCCUGCCACCUGUCUCUUCUGCACCUGUCACUAGUGCCCAAGUUCCCACCACAUUUCUACCUGCAAAUACUCCUCAAGCACAGCUCUCUUCACAAAAAAUGGAAUCUUUCUCUACUAUGUCAUCACCCAAAGAGAAAGUAUCCACACAGGACCAACCCAUGGCAAACCUGUGUACCCCAUCUUCAGCUGCAAACAGUUCUAAUAGCUGUGCCAACAACACCCCUGGAGCUCCAGAAACUCACUCGUCCAAUAAUCCCACUCCACCCUCCAAUAACACACAGGAAGAGGCACAGCCACCCAGUGUAUCUGAUUUAAAUCCUAUGUCAAUGCCUUUUGCAUCUAACUCAGAACCUGCUCCACUGACUUUGACAUCACCCAGAUUGGUUGCUGCUGAUAAUCAGGAUACAAAUAAUUUACCUCAGUUAGCUGUGCCAGCACCUCGAGUUUCUCAUCGAAUGCAGCCCAGAGGUUCUUUUUAUUCGGUGGUACCGAAUGCAACUAUGCACCAGGAUCCCCAGUCCAUUUUUGUUACAAACCCAGUACCUUUAACACCAUCUCAAGGCCCACCAGCUGCAGUGCAGCUUUCUUCAGCCAUGAAUAUCAUGAAUGGUUCUCAAAUGCAUAUGAACCCAGCAAAUAAAUCUUUGCCACCUACAUUUGGCCCUGCCACACUUUUCAACCACUUCAGUAGUCUUUUUGAUAGUAACCAGGUCCCUGCUAACCAGGGUUGGGGAGAUGGUCCACUAUCCUCACGGGUUGCUACAGAUGCAUCUUUCACUGUUCAGUCAGCAUUCCUUGGUAAUUCUGUACUUGGACACUUGGAAAAUGUGCAUCCUGACAAUUCCAAGGCACCUGGCUUCAGACCACCUUCUCAACGAGUUUCUACAAGUCCAGUUGGGUUACCAUCCAUUGAUCCAUCAGGCAGCUCACCGUCUUCCUCUUCUGCUCCUCUGACAAGUUUUUCCAACAUACCAGGAGCACGUGUAUUCCUACAAGGGCCAGCUCCUGUUGGGACACCUAGUUUCAACAGACAACAUUUUUCUCCACAUCCUUGGACAAGCGCCUCAAACUCAUGUGACUCUCCUAUUCCAUCUGUUUCUUCGGGAUCAUCCUCACCUCUUUCAGCCACUUCUGCCCAACCAACAUUGAGCCAACCAAAAGGAGGCACUGCCAGCCAAGACCGAAAGAUACCUCCUCCCAUUGGAACAGAGAGACUAGCCCGGAUUCGACAAGGAGGGUCUGUCACACAAGCCCCUGUCGGAACUAGUUUUGUUGCUCCUGUUGGUCACAGUGGAAUAUGGUCAUUUGGUGUUAAUGCUAUGUCAGAAAGUUUAUCGGGUUGGUCACAGUCUGUGAUAGGAAAUCAUCCAAUGCAUCAACAGUUAUCAGAUCCAAGCACAUUCUCCCAACACCAACCAAUGGAGAGAGAUGAUUCUGGAAUGGUGGCCCCCUCUAAUGUUUUUCAUCAACCUAUGGCAAGCAGUUUUGUGGAUUUUUCUAAAGGUCUACCAAUUUCCAUGUAUGGAGGCACCAUAAUUCCUUCUCAUCCUCAGCUUGCUGAUGUUCCAGGAGGCCCUCUGUUUAAUGGACUUCACAACCCAGAUCCUGCUUGGAACCCUAUGAUAAAAGUUAUUCAAAAUUCAACUGAAUGCACUGAUGCCCAACAGAUGUGGCCUGGCACGUGGGCACCUCAUAUUGGAAACAUGCAUCUCAAAUAUGUCAACUAAGUUAGAAGGUCUUACUCAUUAGCCUUGUUUGAGAAACCUAUGACUUUGGAAGAACCCCCGGGGAUUUUUUUUUUUUUUUUAAUGUGCCUAACUAAUAAAUUUUCUCUAAGGCUUUAGCAAUGGAAUUUUGAUUUGCCAUUGUCUAAGAACAAUGUCAUUUCCUAUCCACCUGAUUAUGUUCUUUGGCUAGUUUAGCCAUUUUGAAUUUAGUUCUUUUGGCUAAAUAUACUGAAUGCUACUUGUAUAAAAAAAAAAAGGAUUAGAUGGUUACAUGUUUCAACCAUUUAGGAUGGUAAAUACAUGUACAAUUGUUUACAUACUUAAAAGGAUAAAGUUAAGUAAAAUUCUUGUCAUAUAGUGGCUCUACUUAAUGUAGCCUGUAUCAAUGUGAAAUAUUUACCAGAAUAUUCAAUAAAAAGAUGAACAGUA